CCUUUCAGUCCGCAUGUCUUUGACGGUCUCCUAGCGACAGCUUGUACACUAGUCGCUGUUGAGCUUCUUCAGCUGAAAUUGACGGGACUCUCAAACCGACAAGUCAUGGCCCAGGACACCGAGGACAUCUCUCAACUCGCGCUGGAAUCCAUCAUUGGGUUUAAUGGGAAAGUACCUUUUGGCUUAUCUGUGCAUCCUGAUUGUGAAAAUAUAAUUUACCCUCUGGGAUGUACAACUGUCGUACAAAACCUGAAGUCCAGCCGCCAGGCUUUCCUGGAAAGCCAUACAAACAAUAUCUCCUUUGUUGCGGUUAGUAGGAGUGGGAAAUAUAUUGCAACGGGACAGGUCACUUAUAUGGGUUUCAAGGCUGAUAUCAUCAUCUAUAACUAUGUUGAAAAAGCAAUUCAUGCAACUAUGACUCUUCACCAAGCCAAAAUUGAAGCGCUGGCAUUUUCCCCAAAUGAUCUCUAUUUGGUAUCACUUGGAGGUCAAGAUGAUGGCAGUGUUGUCAUUUGGAAUAUUGCAACAAAAUCAUCCAUCUGUGGCAGUCCUGCUUGUAUUGCUACAGCAGGAAAUGCACUAAUUAUAAAAUUCGCUAACAAUAUGGAUGAUACCUUUAUUACGGGAGGAACUGGUACACUACGUCUCUGGCUCUUAGAUUUACCCAACAGAAAGAUUCGUCCCACUGAAUGCCAAACUGGACCAUUGAAAAGAAUGAUCAACUGUAUUGAAGUAACAAAAGAUGAUAACUUCUUCUACUGUGGAAGUACUUCAGGUGAUAUUUUGAUGAUCAGCAUGAAAACUGGACUUCUUAACAAUUACGGGCCAUUAAAGAAUAAAUUCAGUUUGGGAAUCACUGCAAUAGUAGAGCUAAAAUCGGGGGACAUCCUUGUUGGAUCAGGAGAUGGUGUUGUAGCUCUGUGCAAAGCACCAAACUUCAAGCCACUCAAAAAAGUGCAGGUGGAUGGCGGUGUUACUUCAAUCAGUCUUCGUGGUCAAGGACACCAGUUCUUUGUUGGUACCAUUACGUCCCAGAUAUAUCGAUUUAACUUCACUGAGUUCAAAGAGGAACUGAUCACCACAUGUCACUGUGACGCUGUUCUUGAUGUAGCAUUUCCCUGUGGAACCUCAGACCUGUUUGGAACAUGCUCUAAGUCUGAAAUAAGAAUCUGGCAUACCCCUACCAAUAAAGAACUUCUGCGAAUCGUUGUGCCAAACAUGACUUGCAAUGCCAUUGAAUUUAUGCAAGAUGGGAGAAGCAUUAUUAGUGCUUGGAAUGACGGGAAGAUCCGUGCUUUCACACCAGAGACGGGCAAAUUAAUGUAUACAAUCAAUAAUGCUCAUCUGGAUGGUGUCACAGCAAUUGCUGCCACUAGUGACUGCAAGAAAAUAAUCAGUGGAGGUGGUGAAGGACAGGUGCGGGUAUGGGAAAUUACUCCAAAAAGUCAUAAAUUUACUGCAGGUCUGAAGGAGCACUCAUCAACUGUGUCAUGCAUUAAAAUUAAGAAAAAUGACCAAGAAUGCGUAACAGCAAGUUUUGAUGGUACUUGUAUCAUCUGGGAUAUAAUACGCUAUACAAGACAUCAAAUGAUUUUGGCAAACACCCUUUUUAAAUGUGUUUGUUACCACCCUGAGGAAUAUCAAAUACUAACAAGUGGAAAAGACAGGAAGAUUGGUUAUUGGGAAGUAUAUGAUGGAUCAGUUAUCAGAGAGCUGGAUGGCUCCUUAUCAGGUUCUGUCAAUGGAAUGGACAUCACAGCAAAUGGUGACUGCUAUGUCACUGGGGGUGAGGAUAAGCUGAUAAAAUUCUGGGGGUACAAUGAAGGUGAGAUUACACAUAUUGGAAUAGGUCACAGUGGAGCCAUCAAUCGCGUUAAGAUCUCUCCCUCUGCGAAACACAUAAUCAGUGUGAGUUCCGAUGGAGCAAUUCUGCGAUGGAGAUAUCCUUAUACAAACUAAUUUACAAUGCACUUUAUUGACAUAAAACAGUAUUGCUUCAGAAUUCCACCUUUGACUUUUUUAAUGUUUCCAUUUCAGUGAUAAAUUUUCAUGAUAUCUGCUUAUGAUUCCAGAGAAAUACAUCUGCUAUAAUGUCCAUCCUGUUGGUACUUUUCUCAAAUACUGCCUUCCUUUAGCUUUUAAUGUCUUUAGUGUCUUUAUUCAUUGAAAUAGAAAUUAAAUAAUUUUGGGAGAAAUCCUCUUUUCCAAAGGUGUAAUUGUAAAUGGCUUGACGAUUAAACACAUUAAAUAUUUUGUGGUUCUGUAAAAACUGAGUUAAAUUAAUGUAUCCACUUUAAUAACUUUUAACUGUGUAAAAUCAGUAAAAACUAAUUCCAUACAGUUAUGCAUUAUCUUUUUAGUAGCAUCUUCUAUAUCUGUCUAUUUCAAUGGACUUAUGAUAUUGAAUGAUCCAUAAUUUUUAAUUACAUUGUAACUUAUAGAAGAAAUAAAUCUUAAUUUGACAGUAUUGCACCUAGUAUCUUGAAAUAAUGAUAUUUUUAAAAAUAAAUUAUAAACUUGUGGAAAAGAUUUCCUCUGCCCAAUAUGUGCAAUAAAACCUAAACCAGUUUUAAAGAAUGGGUUUAUGACUUUCUUACAGAGUGCAGAAAGGAAUGUAACCUUGCAAAGUUAUUGCUUUCUUACAGUCUCCCUGGAGAAUGGAGCAAAGAUUUGAAGAAAAUAGCCAAUAAACUAUUUUAAUGUAUUGAUCUGUGACCUAUAGGUCUCAAUUACCUAAAAUGAUUUUGUUCAUUAUAUUGCAAUAGUUCAGCCGCCUAUGUAUGGCAAAGGGGAUAGGCACAUGAUUCAGGAUGGAUGAGUUGCAAAGAUGGAAUAAAACUGCAAAUUAUCAGCUCCAGGAAUUGCAACCCAUAUAUUGCAUCAACUUUGUAACUUUUGGUACAUUGUCACUUUGCAUGGCAAAAGCCAGAUCCCUACGUCAAUUAUUGAAUCGCCUCAAAUAGUAUUUUAACAUUUACUCUUUUACUGAGCAAGUUCAAUCUUGUUUCUUAAAUGUGCUCACAGCUGACAUAGCUUGCAGGGACCCACAUAGGUUUCUCAUGCCUGUUUCAUAAAUCUUCAGACAGUGCAUAGCAUAUAAGUAAGUACUGUUGGAAGUUGUCUCUUUCAAAGACCCACUGAACAAAAUGCUGACAAUGAACCCAAGAAAUUUUAGACUAAUUUGCCUUUUAUUAUUUUUAUUAGUGAGCGGUGUGAAUGAUUUUUAAGUGCUUGUAUUUACUUAAUUUUGUAUGUUUCCCUAUAUACUGUUAUAAGAAUGAUUGAAACAAUGAAAUGCUCUAUUAGAUAUAUUGAAUGUACAUCAUUGACCUUUCGAAUAAUCCAUUUUGAUCUGUCAACUUCAAGUUCAAUUCACUUUUGAACUGUCUGCCUAUGAAGUACUUCAUGAUCUUUGCAUUCCAAUAAAGUCUUUCAAUUCAUUUA
Molecule: messenger RNA, 3444 nt
Organism: Carcharodon carcharias (great white shark)
Lineage: Eukaryota; Metazoa; Chordata; Chondrichthyes; Lamniformes; Lamnidae
Gene: cfap52
Product: cilia and flagella associated protein 52
Exons: 14
Coding region: 106-1959 (617 amino acids)
Biological process (GO): cilium assembly
Molecular function (GO): protein binding
Source: RefSeq, a predicted model, not a curated record